GUUCUAGAAGUACAGUACACGGAAAUUCAAAUCAAACCGUCAGGUGUGAGCGAACGACUGACAAACUACAGUGACCCAGUGCAAGCAACUAUAUUUAGGAAGAACAGCCCUUUGCUAUGAAAGGAAUUCCUUUUGCACUUAAGCUACCAAAUUGGGUUUAUCUGGCAGCCCUGAAGCAGCACUGAGUACAACACGGAGACAAAGCUCAUCACAACAUAUGUAUCAGCAGCACUGAAAACAUCCCUGGCAGGAUAAACACUGAAGGAGAGGAAGAAGAAAGGGGCUAAUCCUUGUGGAACCUUCUAUAAUAGUUCUGUGCUGUCAUCUCUAGGGGAAGAAAAUUGUCUAAGGAAGGAGAACUCAGCUUUUAAAAUGUCUAAACAGCCGGCAUCAAAUGUCAGAUCUCUACAGGCUAAUCUAAAUAUCCCUAUGGGAGCAUUCCGACCACCUGGUGCUGGACAGCCCCCUAAACGAAGAGAAUUUACACCAGAAGCAGAACAGAGCAAUCCACAAGAUUUACCACAUGAAGAGAAAAAGCAGCUACCUGGGGCCGUGAAACUUCCCGGACCUGCAGUCAAUCUAUCGGAAAUUCAGAAUGUUAGAAGUGAACUUAAAUUUGUACCAAGAGCAGAGGAGCAGUAGUUUUCAAUGCAAAGAUACAAGAUUGAUCUCUGGUGAAGGAACAUGCAUAGAGAAAAGUGAACCAAUGGAUUUUUUUUGUAUUUGUACAAAGACUGAAAAAUUCCUAUAUGCCGUGUUCUUCCAUAUUGCAGCAAAUAACUUAUUUGUACGUUUGUUUUAAUUAUUCUUAAUAAAAAAAGUAUUGAUGAUAUAUUUAAAAUUUGGAAUGUAUCCAGUUUUUAAAAAUGACUUUAAAGAAACUAUAAGCAUAAAUUAAAAUAUAUAUAAUUAAAAAAAAUGUUUUAAGGAGUUCUAAUGAAAAAAUAUCAACUUUGUUACAUUGUUGACUUCUUAGAGAGACACAGUUACAAUAUUCAUCAUUAUUAAUGAAUGGAAAUGUUUGUACAAUCUUUCAAAAAAUGUAUUUGUACCUAUGCAAAAAAAAAAAAAAAAA
Messenger RNA from Rana temporaria (common frog), 1075 nucleotides. RefSeq names its product small muscle protein X-linked (gene SMPX). NCBI's taxonomy places the organism in Eukaryota, Metazoa, Chordata, Amphibia, Anura, Ranidae. The record is from RefSeq and is a predicted model, not a curated record. The transcript has 6 exons. Gene Ontology annotation, cellular component: costamere; M band; muscle tendon junction. Bases 373 to 642 code for a protein of 89 amino acids.